Pelobates cultripes (western spadefoot toad) is the source of this 189-nucleotide messenger RNA. Lineage: Eukaryota; Metazoa; Chordata; Amphibia; Anura; Pelobatidae. The record is from the annotation of a GenBank genome assembly.
AUGAAGCCACCCACGGCCACAAGAAACAAUGACAGGGCACCGCCAUCCGCGCCCACAAUAGACCCCGACUUGGGAUGGCUCAUGGGACGGACCGAUAUUGAGUAUAGCCAACGGACGCAACUCCAAACCGACAGCAUAACCACCAUGACACGACGCAGACGGUCACAAGACAUAGCCCAGAGCACCUAA